This is a messenger RNA of Aspergillus candidus, 1146 nucleotides long. RefSeq names its product WD repeat-containing protein. The record is from RefSeq and is a predicted model, not a curated record. Gene Ontology annotation, molecular function: protein binding. The coding region runs from base 1 to 1146 and encodes 381 amino acids. Gene Ontology annotation, biological process: mRNA export from nucleus. Gene Ontology annotation, cellular component: THO complex part of transcription export complex. The transcript has 3 exons. NCBI's taxonomy places the organism in Eukaryota, Fungi, Ascomycota, Eurotiomycetes, Eurotiales, Aspergillaceae.
AUGGCCCCUCCUCGGCGAAACCUGCUCCCCAAGGAGCGCUUUGCAUUCGCGUUCGGAAGCCUGAAAACCCAAAGUUAUUACGACCCCAUUUCGCGAACACCGGGGUCUCACACGAUCCGGACGAUAGCAUGGAAUCCUACCGGUCAACUCGUGGCCACGGGCUCUGCAGACAGGACGCUGCGGAUCUGGAACCCCGAACGCUCGCAGGUUAAAUACUCGACUGAAUUGCGCGGCCAUACCGCUGGUAUCGAGAAGGUCCUGUUCAACCCCACGAAGGAUUCCGAGCUAGCUAGCUGCUCCACGGAUGGAACGGUGCGCUUAUGGGACGUCAGGUCCAAGACGUGCGUCAGCCGUGUCGAUGUCGGCGGCGAGGCGUUCACCUUGUCUUGGUCCGCGGACGGGAGCGUCAUGAUGGUCGGCAGGAAGGACGACAUCCUCGUUCCCAUCUCCGUCGAAUCCCCCUCCACUCCCACAAUCCUCGCAGACGGAGCAUCCCGCGCGCCAGCCACCGCCCAACAACAACCAUCACCACCCAAACUACCCACCAACGCAACGACCUACAAAGCCCUCGAAUCCCACCCCCAAUCCGUCCAAACAAACGCAACCACCUUCUCCUACCACGUCUCCAAUCCCUCCUCCCCCUCCGACCUCCACCUCUUUGCCACAACCGGCGAAGGCACCGUCAAGAUCCUCUCCUACCCCUCCUUCGACGUCCUCCACACCCUCCACGCCCACACCUCCGCCUGCCUCUCCAUCGCCUACGCCCCCACAGGCCGCUACCUCGCCGUCGGCGGCAGCGACGCCCUCAUCUCCCUCUGGGACACCACGGACUGGAUCUGCCGCCGCACCGUCUCCACCAACAACGGCGGCGCCGUCCGCGGCGUCAGCUGGAGCUUCGACGGCCGCUUUAUCUGCGGCGCCUGCGACGAGGUCGGCUGUGGGGGGAAUGGUCUUGAGAUCUUCCACGCUGAGUCUGGAGAGAGUGUUUACACUAUUCCUACAGGUGGGAGUGUCAAUUCUGGUAUUCCCGCUGUUGCGUGGCAUCCGUCGCGCUACUGGCUGGCUUAUUCUACAACUGCUGAUGGGCCGGGUGUGGCUGGUGCGGGUGGGCUGAAGAUUGUUGGUGCUGCUGGGGGGAGCUUGUAG